Molecule: messenger RNA, 4101 nt
Organism: Aplysia californica (California sea hare)
Lineage: Eukaryota; Metazoa; Mollusca; Gastropoda; Aplysiida; Aplysiidae
Exons: 3
Coding region: 1708-3546 (612 amino acids)
Source: RefSeq, a predicted model, not a curated record
UCUUGAUUUUCAGUUUUCUCAAUGCAGAUGAUUUUUUUUUCUGCUUCUAAACGAGAGUGGCUUUUGCUUGCUGCUCUGUUAAAGUUCUUUGUUUCACUCGUUUGUAUUUUUGGCCAAAGGUUAAUACUGUUACAAGCUCUCUUUUUCUUAUGAGGCAAGUGAGUCUGAUCCAAUUCCUUUCUUUCUUUUCCCCCUCAUUAAACCCAAGAGUGCGCCAUUCUCAAAGCAAGGGCAGAGGAGAAUAUUUGUUCUCUGUUUCAUUUGAGUCAGCAUAUCUCCUUCAUUUUCUUGAGAGACUGGAAUAAUCUAAUUCUAUUGUUAGGUCGCGCUUCUACAGAGAAAACAGCUUGGGCUUACUCUUAAUUGGUGUUGAACGGGUAACGUUACACGUUCUUAGUGCAGCGUAUUUCAGAUCGUGAGCAUGGAUUUUCUGUCAGUGAUCCACCUAUUCCCAAACGUCAAUGGACAUAUAUUUUUCAUCCCGUUGAUAGGUGAAAAGGAUGACUUCUGUAGCCCAUGGCUACAUCAAGCUGGUGCGUGUGCUGUUUCCAACUGAAAUGUCAGCGGGCGGGUUGUGAGUUGAGAGUAGAUCUUUUUCUCCGAGAGAGGCCAGUUCUUUAAUAAAGCUUUGUUCUAUUCAGAUACUACAGGAACUUGGCAAACAGUCGACGACACGGAAGCCAACUUGGAUUAAUGUUUACAAUAGACCCCAACGUCAAAAUAAUAAUGUGACGUAGCCAGAGGCUGUGCUAAGUGUGCCAUUAUAAAAGGCGUGAUCGGUAUUUUAUUUUUCUGGAAAAGAAGGAGGAUACAGCUGCUUCUAAGAAUGUUUACAAUUAGAUUGAUCACGGAUAUCGUUCUGUACUGCAGCAUCUCUGUGAGUGUUGGCCAUGUAAUUACCGGGUUGGCAGUAGUUUCGGUCACCGGUCUGUUUCGUGUGAAUCGACAUGUUUCAUGAGUUUUUAUUGUCUGAAGAAGUUUUCACUGUUUGUGUGACUUAUUUCAUCACUGGCAUUUACUUUUCCACAAGACGUACCUCGGACCAGUUUUGCUCGUUCCCGAGAAAGUUUAGCGUGAGUAGGCAGAGCUGUUAUUUCCUCACUCGGACUGCAACAGUCGCAUCGAGUUCCGAGCUCAGUCUCUAAUGACCAGGUGUAGACGGUGACCCACUUUACAACGCUUGCGAAAUCCUUGAGUGACAGUUUCAAUCACGCACAUUUUCAGAAAUACAAACAAGUGUAAGUAAAACUGAGCGUCAACUUAACUUCUUAAAGUUCUGACGAUAGGCAGAUGUCGUUGUGACGUGGCGUUUUGACCACUAGAGAGGACAGCGUGGAUUACACGUGGUUGGAGGACGCUGGUCGGACGCACGUGGAUUCCUUUCCAACCGUCUCUCUACCUCCCUCUCUCUACACCUAUUUCUCUCUCUCUUUUCCCAUCCGCACUUCCCUCUCUCUCAAUCUCUCUCUCACUCUCUCUCCUCCUCUCUCUCUCCCUUCCCCCUCUCUCUCUUUUACUCUCCCUGAAGCCGUCAGUCUCUGGGGCGUAGGAGGGGAGCGUGCCAGCGGGACUUGUUGAGCCGCCAGCCCUCCUCCCGCCCCGCCGUGUGCCACGAGAGUUCGCCACUAUCAGCGGGCCCCGGUCCCAGCGGACGCACAGACAGUCGUGAGCAGUCCACAACAGGACGACGCCCACCCGUGCUGCUGUAUGCUCGAGCCUGCCGCCGGAUGCUGUCGUGAAGCUGUCGCAGCUGCCCAUGUCACCGUAGGCCGAACGCGCACUGCCCAAAAUGCGCGCUCGGUUACAAUGGGCGAACAACGGGCACCAGUGACGGCUCAGGUUCUCGGCCGUAUGGUGGCUGUCAUCCUUUUAGUGCUCAGCCACUGCCUCACGGGCUGCGCGGGAGUCCUCUCUCCUCUUUCUCACACACAAAAUCUCGGAACCCAUUUCGGCAACCGGGAGCCAUUAGAAAUGGUAUCGUCGCCGUUAUCGUCGCCGUCGUCGUCGUCGCCGUCGUCGUCUCCUUUGGAUGGAGUCUCUGUUGUGGAUGGUAACUUGGAGAAGUCGGAAACCUCUGAGCAUCUUAGUGGAUUGACUUCGGGCAGCAAAGGUUGGGAUCUGGUAUCUAAAACAUAUAACGAUCGGCCAAAGGGCUCGAAAGAGGAUGUACAUUUUCACACGUAUUUACAAAACCUUUAUCAAAUAAAGAGUGGUGAAUUAAGGGGUGGGCGAGUGGACGAAGGGAAAAGGUUGAAAGUGGAUAAUGGUAAAGGGUAUUUAUUAAGAAGUCACGAUGACACAAACUCUAGAAUAUCUAUCAAAGGUGUGCAAUCGGGUGGUGCACCCAAUGAUUUGUUAAAGAGUGGUAGCAUACGAGGCGAUAAGAGCUCCAGCGGGGCUGUGGUGAAAGUGAGAAACAAACAUUCACCAGCCUCAAACGCAGAUGAUGUUAGGGAUAAAGAUCACUUUGCAUCGCAAAUCGGUUAUCAGAAAAGAAUUGGCGACCAUCAAAGUAUUGGACUAAGCCCCCGCCAUAUUUACGGAGACAACACGAAAUACUCCACUAAAUAUCUGCACGGAGAGUCGACCGGAAAUCGGGACACUCCUAUCUCGUCCAAUCACGGAACUGAGAACCGUCAGGCCAAAGAAGUUGGAGGCAGGUCAGAGAUCGCAUCUGACGGGGUGGAUAGUAUUGACAUAGCCCAAUUACUGUCUGGGAAGGGCCAAGUAGCAGAAAUAAUAGCGUCGCCUGGUGUGAUUAAUGGUGUGAUAACAAAUUCUGGACACGGCGAAAAAAAUUCCCAGGAUGGUACCAAGCCAUCUGGCCACAGCAUUGAGUUAGGGGAAGACGAUUUUGAAUCUCUCCAAGCGCUCAUUCAGGAAACUGUCCACAAAAUGGUGGAACGCUUAGAUUUUAACGUUCUUUCUCACGAGGAGCGCCAUCAUGGGUCGGACGUUUCGUCGCCGCCGUCGUCCUCGUCAUUUUCAUCGUCAUCGUUCGCUGACACUCAAAAUGGCGGAAGGCUACAAGACCCGAAGCAUCAAAGUAUUAAGGCGAAACAUUUGGGUGACAAAAAUUCUCUGAAACACUGGGAGAAGAAUUCAACAGACGAACAUUUCUUAGGGUGGCAAGAACAGUUUGAAGAGUCUUACAAUCGCGUCUUGAACGCUCUUUUAGACGCUACCGUCUCUCAGUCUGUGCCGGAGAACUUUGAAUUCUGGAGAAAUGUAUCCAGCAUUUUGGAUAGCUCUAUCUACCUCAGCAGGACCAAACGACGCAGUCCAAGGCGACGUUCGCGCCAUCCCGCUUUCAAGGCCCGCUUCCUGCAGCACAUGCGCAGACAAUUAGCGAUUAACUAUGGUCACGUGACCCCGUGUGAGUACAAGGACCGCUUCUAUUGUAUGAAUGGCGGGACGUGCGUCAUUAUUGGUACCCUGGAUAUCAAAACGUGCAGGUGCCCCAUUGGCUUCACGAACACUCGCUGUCAGGAGAUCGACCAGGAGUACAUCCUUAGCUUACUUAGUAACUCCCUCGUCUUCAGCUGAUACCCCAGGCAGUGCACUGGACGCCUAUGGUGACGCAUCAGGUCGCUGACACAGUGUCUAACGUCAUCACCACAUCAUGUGCACUCAGCCAGGAAAGUGCGUCAGUCUUCUUUGGUCGAGAAAUGGUCACGUGAACUUCGACCUGGAAGGAGUAGAGAAAGGAAGCCGAAUAUAACCACUCGUUUUACUACUAUCAUGUGCAAUGAAACUAUGAUGCCCAUAAUAAUAUAGCGAAUUUUCUCUCAUCUUAAAGUGUUAUGUUUUGCUUUCACGUUGAAAAUAAUAUUCAUUAAUCUUUUUUCUUUUAAUGUUGAACCGUGAUUUUUUAAAAGUUUAAUCUUUAAUUGUAUGAUAAAUAUUCUAUGGCUAUGUUUUCUGUUAUUCAUUCAUUUCUAUGAAUAUUCAAGUGUUACAUAAUUAUAAUGUGUUGACUGAUGUCUGUGUGUCUUAAAUGGAUGGAGAACUGAGGGCGGAAAGAUUUGCUUUCUCCUAACUGUUAUAUUAGACUGAGUGAUGUUUGUCAUAAAAUAAAAUGUCGUACGAAAUAGUGGAAAA